Panthera uncia (snow leopard) is the source of this 6176-nucleotide messenger RNA. It is a transcript of the gene ZBTB8A, whose product is annotated as zinc finger and BTB domain containing 8A. NCBI's taxonomy places the organism in Eukaryota, Metazoa, Chordata, Mammalia, Carnivora, Felidae. Gene Ontology annotation, molecular function: DNA-binding transcription factor activity, RNA polymerase II-specific; protein binding; RNA polymerase II cis-regulatory region sequence-specific DNA binding. Gene Ontology annotation, biological process: regulation of transcription by RNA polymerase II. The record is from RefSeq and is a predicted model, not a curated record. The transcript is spliced from 4 exons. Bases 142 to 1467 code for a protein of 441 amino acids.
AAGUACAUUGUAAAUAGCUAUUUGCUCUCUCUACAGGACAAACCUUCAUAUACAGAGUGUUUUUGACUUGGAACCUUCCCUUUUUUACUCCACUCAAUUGACUUAGCAGGGUUUCAAGAGCAGCGUUCAUAAAUUUGCAGCAUGGAGAUCUCCUCUCACCAGUCCCACCUCCUGCAACAACUGAACGAGCAGCGCAGGCAAGAUGUCUUUUGUGAUUGCAGCAUUCUGGUUGAAGGGAAGGUCUUCAAAGCGCAUCGAAAUGUAUUAUUUGCUAGCAGUGGCUAUUUCAAAAUGCUUCUUUCUCAGAAUUCAAAGGAGACCAGUCAACCCACUACAGCUACAUUUCAGGCUUUCUCCCCCGACACUUUUACGGUUAUCCUGGACUUCGUCUAUUCCGGCAAACUCUCUCUUACUGGUCAGAAUGUCAUAGAAGUGAUGUCAGCUGCUAGCUUCCUUCAGAUGACUGAUGUCAUUAGUGUAUGUAAGACCUUUAUUAAAUCUUCACUAGACAUUAGCGAGAAAGAAAAAGAUCGCUAUUUCAGUCUCUCCGAUAAAGAUGCUAAUUCUAACGGUAUAGAACGUUCCUCCUUUUAUAGUGGUAGCUGGCAAGAAGAAAGCGGUUCUCCACAUUCUCACCUAAGCCCAGAUCAAGGAACGGGUAUAAUAAGUGGGAAAUCUUGGAGCAAGUAUAAUUACCAUCCAGCCUCCCAAAGGAACACCCAACAACCUUUGGCCAAGCACGAACAAAGGAAAGAUUCCAUUAAAAAGUCCAAACAUUGGAGGUUGUCACAGCCUUCUGAAGUUGCUCAUUAUAAGUCUAGCAAACGAGAAGCUCGGACAUCGGAUUCUUCCGGCCACAUUUCCCAGUCGGAAGAACAAGCACAAGUUGAUGCUGACAUGGACUCUACUCCUGUUGGCUAUCCGUAUGGUCCAGGAUCUGAUGUCACAUCCAGAAGCUUUCCAGAUGAUCUGCCCAGGAUGCGGUUCAAGUGCCCGUACUGCACACACGUGGUGAAGCGGAAAGCAGACCUCAAGCGCCACCUUCGCUGCCAUACGGGAGAAAGGCCCUAUCCGUGUCAAGCUUGUGGGAAAAGAUUUAGCAGGCUGGACCAUCUAAGUAGCCAUUUCCGAACAAUUCACCAGGCAUGCAAACUAAUCUGCAGAAAAUGCAAACGCCACGUGACUGAUCUAACAGGGCAAGUGGUCCAGGAAGGAACCAGGCGCUACAGACUCUGUAACGAGUGCCUUGCUGAAGUUGGCAUAGACAGCCUCCCCAUUGAUUUGGAAGCUGAACAGCAUCUUAUGUCCCCAUCAGAUGGAGAUAAGGAUUCCAGAUGGCACUUGAGUGAAGAUGAGAAUAGAUCAUACGUGGAGAUUGUAGAGGAUGGGUCUGCUGAUCUGGUCAUACAACAGGUUGAUGAUAGUGAAGAAGAAGAAGAAAAGGAAAUAAAACCCAACAUUAGGUAGCUGACGUGUGACCCCACAGAGCUGUGGCGUGUAUGCAACUUACAUUGACUUCCUGUAUCUCUCUCUUUCCAUGGUCAGAGUCUGGUUAACAAAUUUAUCAGACUGACUUAAAAGUAAUGACCUAAUAUAACUUGCAUGCUUUCCAAACAGGUCAUUGUAUCCAUUCUGAACUUUGUUGCCCUAAAAUAUGUUGCUGCACCGGAAAGGAAGACCUAGCUUGAGUUGGCAUGAUGGAUGAACAAUUAAUCCUCUUUUUUUUUUCCCCCUUUUAAUACUGGAAGAUCUACUUAGCAAACUUUUCUCAAAGAAAAUAUUUUAAAUAAAUUUACCACAACCAAACCUUAUGUAAGAGAAUUUCAAGGUGUUGCAAAAACACAACCUAUGAAUACUGAAUUUUCACAGGGAACCAGGUAAGAGCACAUUUAAGGGACUGGCACCCAAUCUGACUGAACUGAUAAGUCUUUCUAUUAAUUUCAGAUCUAAAGCAACCUAUCAUUAUCCCAAUACGCUACAUAUUGUUUUAGGAUCAUGGCAGAAGACAAAUCAAAAAUGUUUGAAACGAUUCAUAUUUGAAUGUUUUGUCAUGAAGUUAAAAAUUACUCUUACGUAGUCCGUGUUGUUUUAAAAAAACAAAAACCUCAAGUAGAGGCAGACCAGAGAUUACAUACAGACCUCAUUUUCUAAAGCAGGAACUAAUACUGCCUAAAAGUCAAGGUAGUUUGUGAAGAUCUGACAAUGUAAUCCUCUUCCUCUCUACAGGAGAAAAAAACAACAAAAAACGAUACACAAGAAAAUUGGAGGUUACCAGUUCUUAAGAAUGAUUUCUAACAUUUAUUUUUCUGCUCUAUUGUUUUUAAAGUGCUGUCUCACACAUUUUCUCACUUAAUCAGCAAGGUAAAUAUUAAUUGCCUCUGAUUUGCAAAUGAUGAAAUUAAGGUCAGAAAGUUUAAGCUUUGGGACUUGUGACAAGACAGGUUUUGAUUUUACACAGCCCUCUUCCAACUGUCUCUCCCUGUAUUGUCUCUGGAAAUGGCAAAGAAUUAAAGUCAAACCUCACCAAUCUGCAGUAAUUAGAAAAAGAAGCCUAUCAGAAAGCAUGAAAGAAUUUAAUAAUCUCUAACAACAUAUAAUAACUUGAACUAGAGUUAUCCAAGAGUGCUCAGUAAUGUCCCUACAGUGUCUUUUGACAUGUUUUUAAUGUCAGGUUAUUUAUAUGUAAAUUUUAUAUAUAACACUAUUUGAACCAAUUCUUCUCUUAAAUGCUUUAAGCAUUUUUACUUAUCUUGUUUAUGUAAUUUUUCAAAACAAACUUUUCCCCAAGGAAACAAAGGUGAGUUUAAACUCCCCCCCUGUAUGAAUUAGGGAACAUUCUAAACGUACAGUUAAAUUGGAGAAACAUUAUUUUAGUUCUGAAGAUAAAAUCUAAAUGCCAAAAAAACCUGACCUUACUAAAGGUCACUGCAAGUUAUUACAAUUAAGCUUGAUCUGAUUUAAUUUUGAUAGAGAGAGGCUCUCUAUCAAAUUAUACUGUAUUUCUAAGUGUCAUAACAUAUGUCAAUAUGAUCCUUUUCAUUUUAUUCUUUCUCUCAUUCUUUCAUUAGUGAUUGUCCUUUGAUACAAGUUGAGGGCUAAAAUGGUUAAUUUCUAAAACAUUUUUUAUAAAUAGAUGACUAACCAUUUGUUUUUGUUUUAUGGUACUUAAUGCUGAGACUUUUUUCAAGAUUCCCCUGACGGUAAAUUUCCAUUCGCUUCAAGACUGGAUGGUAUGCACUGAGUUCAUUGUGCUCCCAACAUGACUGUUCCUGAAUCAGGAGUCUUAACAAUGAAGUUGUAUCCAAAUGAGGGAGGGAACACUUGUCAUCCUCUAGUCUCACCAGAUGGUAGCAUCUUUUAAAAUUAUUAUCUGAUUUUUUAGUCCUUGGAGCCAAGAGGAAAAAUGAGUGAUGGGAGCUUUAUUCAUGAGGAUGAUUAGUGCUUGCAUGUGUAUGCUCUAAUGCACUUUAGUCUGUGAUCUAAAUGUUCUUUUAUGCUGUUCUCUUCUGCAUGCGAACAUCAGCAUGAAUGUCAGCAAAGUCCACUGGACACGGUGCCACCAGCACCUUAUCUGAAAUAAUGCUUUCUCAUUGUUUAUAACAAGCAACAAGCUAUCCCCACAAAACAGCCAUCAGACUCAUCAAACUAGACAGCUCAUCUAUCCUACCAUUUUAGUAUCCUAAAAGAAAAACAUUUGUGACAUAUUUGUAAGUUGUAAAUAGUAACUCCAGUUAUCAUAUCAUAUGUAUCGAAGACUUUAAAGACCAGUUCUUUCCCAGAGUGAGACUGUCCAGUAAUGGUUUCUGAGAAAACAAAAGUCUUUGGCUUUUAAAUGUGGGGAAAUGUUACAUAGGGGUGUAAUCUCUUAAUGUAAGCUUAAUUUAUGCCAAGGGUUUUUUUCUUUUUUUUUUCAUAUUAGCAAAAUAGCGGGAGUUGGUUAGAACAAAGUUUGCUCUUACAGUAAUGCUGUUUAUCAGCUGGUGAAUGCCUUUCUAACUGUGUGGUCCUCAAGAGUGUGUGGCGAUGGGAAGAAGUGUUGCAAAAUAAAGCAAUACUGCAGUCGUGCCUAGUGGCUGGAGGAGGCAACAUGGACUAGAUCGGUGGUUUAAAAGAUUUUUUUUUUUUAACCCAAGAAACCCUUUCUUCAAAUGAAUUGUUGCAGAGAGAAGCCCACCAUUUAAGGUGGGCAAAACCCUAAAAUCAGAGCUGCUCUUGCUAAAGCCCUCUGUGAGCCUUUCACCAGACACCUCUGCAGAGCUCAGCAGUGCGGUACUGAAAACCUUGGAACCAGGGAACUCUUUGAAUUCCCUUUGAGCAUUGCGGUCUUACUUCAUUACCUCUGUUACUCACCGUGCUGAUAAACUGGUAAUCAGAGGGUCUCCUAGAGCAGCAGCUCACAGCCUUCAUCUGUACAAUAUUCCUUCUAUAGUUAGCAUGUCUUUUGAAGAACAAAUUUUUCAACACUGUAUUUUUGACUAAUGAAAUCAAAACAAGCACUGUUACUGCUUUUAUGCCACCAAGUCAUUGCUUAAUGGAUGAAGAAAGUUUGGUGUGUCAGUUACUUAAGAGCUCAGACUGAAUUCAUUAAAGUUAUUUUGCUAAGUCAUGCUAAGAUAUAUCGAAACUUCCACUCAUAUUGGAUAUAUAUAUAUAUAUAUAUAUAUCCUAUAUAUACAUAUAUAUCCUAUAUAUACAUAUAUAUCCUAAAUUAAUUAAUACUAUGGAAAUUUAAUACUGUGGAAAAUCACUAAAAGUGACAUAGUGUAAGAUUAUUUAACUGGGAAGGCUGAUAAUAAUAGGUACUGGAGGACCAAACUUUAGAUUAUACAUGGAAAGUUCUAUGUUAUUUUAUAUUAGAGUGGAUCAGUAUUACUAUUUAUCAUUUAUAUAGCAUUUUAUAUUUACAAAGUAUUUAAUAAUUUUUAUGUUAUUCUCUACAUAUCUAUGAAAUAGGACAGUUCUCUCACAUGAAAGGUAAAGAAAUUGAGGCACAGAACAGUAAAGCAACCUCCCUAAGACAACCCAGUGAAACAGUGGCAAAAAUAGGAACUAGAAUGAUCAGAUUUUCUGAAUCCUAGAAUAUCAGCUUAAUUCACUGAGGUGUGUUGUGUAUUACUCGAUUUUAUAAGAUGCCUUUUACAAAUAAUAGUCAAUUGUCUUAAAGUUGACGUCAUUGUAUGUGGAUAAAUCCUAUACAGAAUAAAUAUUAUGUAAAGGAUGUGACUUUAGUUAUAAGAGUUUUAAUGAUAAAAUUCAGGUUAUCACAGAAACAGCACUGUUUAGCCAGUGGCUUUAUAUAUUGUGAAGUAUAAUUAACAUUUUAUUUUGAUAUAGGAGUUUCUUAACUAUUCAUGCUAAUGGAGCCAUGAAUAGACCAGAAAAGUGAAAUCCACAGAGGAUCUAUACACUUCGUCUUCUAACAUGUUAGUCUUUUCCCUACGGAAUUUGUAUUGAUGCCAACAAAAAGUCAAAUAUGUUAAUAAGUGAUAAACCACACACAAGAGAAGCCAAGGGCCUCUUAACUUUUUGAGGCUUUUCAAUACUGAAAUAGGAUAAACACUUUUCUCCAUCUCUUUAUUUUUUUUCACAUCCGUUUCAAAAGCCAUUGGAUACUUACCACCUUGAGAUUGGAAACCAGUGACCAGGGUAAUGCCAGUCAUCUCUUUUUACCUUUAGACUUGAUUAGAUAGAUCAUUUACAAACAUUGUUAAAUGGAAUACAGCUUAUAAAGUAUAUCUAGGAAUUUAUUAUACUCUGCUUUGCUCUUUCAGAUUUCUAGAUAUACAAAUCCAUUAUAUAGUUGCUUGAUUUUCCCAUUGGGAAAAUCUUUUAAUCCCUUGUUGAUAUUAUUUACAACCACUUAAAUUUCUUCAUUAAAGAGUAACUUUAUAUUUACAUUUACAUUUAUAUUUAUUCAACCCUUAAGGGGAGAAAGGGGAACAUUUCUGCCUAGACCAUGGUUCUCAGCCUUCGCUGCAUAUUAGAAUCACUUGUGGAGCUUUUAUUUAUUUAUUUUUUUAAGUUUAUUUAUUUUUGAGACAGAGAGUAUGAGCCGGGAGGGGCAGAGAGAGAGUGGGGGAUGCAAAAUCUGAAGCAGGCUCCGGGCUGUCAGCACAAAGCCCAACACGGGGCUUGAACUCACGAGCAGUGAGAUCAUGACCUGAGCUGAAGUCGGA